GGAGCGGAGGCGGAAACAGAAACUUUAGUGACUUCCUGUCCCACUUCCAUCCUACGCUCUGGCCCUGCGUUCAUGUGGAGAGACAACAACAGAACCGAAGCUGACUAUGGACCUGUCUGCAGCCAAUGAGGGACGUGUUCCAAGUAAACAACCUGCUUCAUCUGGGACUUUAGCUGCUGGUGCAAAGACAAGUAAAGAAAAAAUAACCCCUUUCCAUCGCUCCCCUCUGUCUAAAAAUAACCACGUUGGAGGUACCUCUCUAGGAAAAUUUCUGGAAUCUCCUCGAAAUAUUUUCUCAGACAAACCUCCAGGGCAAACAGAGGGACAAGAGCCGGUGUCUAGCUCUGCACAGCCCUCAGCGGUGAUCAAGUCUUCGAUAAAGAAAGCCACAAGGCCAGUUAUUGUGAAGACUUCAAAGACUGCUCCUCCUGCCUCUAUAAAAGUGAAUCCACCAAACAAGAAAAACAAAGCUAAAGGAGCCAUGGCCACCUCAACCAAACCACAAACAGCUGUGAAGAAAAGAAAAAGAAAACUUGGUCAAUAUAACUUGGUUCCCAAAAAGAAGGUGAAGGGCAGCAAACCCCAGGACAAGAAAGAGGAGCCUGCUCAUGUCCAGGAGAAGGCCCAGGAAGCAGUUGAUUUGAAGCCGCUACCCCAGGUGCCUCUUGUGGUCUCGGUUUUCCCUGAUAAUGUCUCAUUGCUGGAGACUGAUACUGGAGAGUACACAGAGGUAGACCUGAACUGUCUGGACCUCAAAGCCCAAGAAGCGCUCCUCUCUCCCCAGACAGGUUUUGCAGCAGAAGGACCAGUGACUGAAUCAGACCUGGCGGAGGAGUUACCACUGUGCUGCUGUCGGAUGGAGACGCCUUACAAUGGAGGAAGUCUGUCUGCCCAGGAUCAGACCUGCAUGGCCAUGGAGAGCUAUGAUGGCAUGCUGAGUCGUUGUCAGAGGCGAGUGGUGAAGCAGGAGAUGAUGCGUCCUUCCAACACUGUGCACCUGCUGGUCCUUUGUGAAGACCACCGAGCCGGGAUGGUCAAACACCAGUGCUGCCCCGGCUGUGGGCUCUUCUGCAGAGCGGGGACUUUUAUGGAGUGUAGGCCAUAUGGAAAUAUAUCUCACCGCUUCCACCGGGACUGUGCCUCGAUCUUGAAGGACCGUCGCUUCUGCCCUCACUGCGGAGAAGAAGCCACUGGAGCCAAAGAAGUAACUGUACCUAAACCAGAGCCCUCUCCCUCUGUACCUAAGUCGAGUCCUGGGCCCCCUCUGCCUACCGUGGCCACCCUGCCCUCUGUCUCCACCACACCAGCUGUCCCCCAAACUCUCAGGGCUAAGAAGAGCUUCCAACCCCCGAGGAACGAAGCAGAGAGUCCGAGCAGGUCAAAAGGUGAAGCUGACAGUCCAAAAGAGUCACUGGAGACCAUCUUGUCAGCUCUGGAAGAUGAAAACUUGAAACCCAAAAAAGUGAAGUACCCUGCCCGUCAACUGUACAUCUCUGCCAAACAGGGGGAUCUUCAGAAAGUCAUUCAUCUUUUGGUUGAUGGAAAGGACCCGAACUAUGUGGAUGGUCAAAGCAAACGGACAGCUCUACACGCUGCAGCUGCCGUGGGACACCAGGAGAUCUGUCACAUGCUUGUUCAAGCUGGUGCCAACCUUGAGACUUUUGACGAGGAUCACCGGACUCCUCUGAUGGUGGCGUGUGAGAACAACCAUCUGGACACUGUGAAGUACCUUCUCAGAGCUGGAGCGUCCAUCUGCCAUAAGGAUAUAAUGGGUUUCACCUGUCUACAUCUAGCAGCUAAACUGGGACAUUACGACAUGAUUCAUUAUCUUCUCUCCAGAGCAUCCAAAUACAUCAACUGCCAGGAUGAUGGGGGCUGGACUCCUAUCACCUGGGCAAUCGAGUACAAGCACAAAGAGAUUGUAAACCUGCUGCUGUCCCGAGGCUCCGACGUUAACAUCAGAGACAAGGAGGAGAAUGUGUGCCUGCACUGGGCAGCUCUGUCGGGCUGUGAUGACAUUGCCCAGGCUCUGCUGGACGCUAGCUGUGACCUCAUGGCUCUGAACAUACAUGGAGACCUGCCUCUGCACAUCGCCGCUCGAGAGAACCACCUGGACUGUGUCAUGCUAUUUCUGUCCCGUGGUUCUGACGUGAAUCAGAGAAACAAAGAGGGAGCCACGCCUCUGGACUGCUGCACCUUCGGCUCAAAAGUCUGGACUGCCCUCAACACUAACAAGAAACUGACAGACGCACGGAGAGGACGAGACUGCCAGGGAGAGCGAGUGCUUAGCAGGGAUAUUUCUCGAGGUUAUGAAUCUGCUCCCAUCAGUUGUGUGAAUGGUGUGGACAGUGAGCCAUGUCCAGAUAAUUUUAAAUACAUCCCAGAGAGCUGCAUCACCUCCCCCCUCAACAUAGACAAGGACAUCACACACUUACAGCACUGCACCUGCACAGAUGACUGCUCUUCUGUUUCCUGUAUGUGUGGGCAGCUCAGUCUGAGAUGUUGGUACGACAAUGAAGGACGUCUACCACUAGACUUCUGCCAGCGAGAGCCACAGGUGCUGUAUGAGUGUAACCACGCAUGUUCCUGCUGGAGAACCUGUAGGAACCGAGUCGUUCAAAAUGGUUUGAGAGUACGUCUCCAAGUCUACAGAACACAAAAGAUUGGCUGGGGCGUGAAAGCUAUGCAAGACAUCCCCCAGGGGACCUUCGUUUGCGAAUAUGUCGGGGAGAUCAUAACUGACACAGAGGCCGACAAAAGGGAGGAUGACUCUUUCCUCUUCACUCUGGGAAACAAGGUUGGCGAGGCCCACUGCAUAGACUCCAGACUCUUCGGGAACAUCGGGCGUUUCCUGAACCAUCUGUGUGAACCUAACCUGCUGGCAGUGAAGGUGUUCACCAUGCACCAGGACCUGCGCUUCCCACGCAUCGCCUUCUUCUCCAGCCGGCCCAUCAGAGCCGGAGACCAGAUAGGGUUCGACUACGGGGAUCACUACUGGAAGAUUAAGAGCAAGUACUUCAGCUGCCAGUGUGGGUCCCCCAAGUGUCGGCACCCCUCGGCCAGCCGAUAGUUCAACCUCAACCUGCUUAACCUGUAUGAGAAAACUAACCACUGAACAACUGCUUUUAGAUUCGCUCUACAGGGCUCUGUUCAAUGCUGCUGUCACCAUGUUGCAUAGAUCAUGUAUAAAAACAUUAUACCUACAUUGCAUGAAUUAGUCAAAUGGUAUGUUUUAAGGGCUUAAACCAGCUUCAGAACUCAGAGAACAUUAAAUCUAUACCUGAAAUGUGAAUCUACUGUGUUUUGUGUGUUACAUUAACUAUUAUAAAUUAUUGUUUUGUUGUGUCAUUGCUUCUCCCAGACUAUAUGGAUAAUGCAGUCAGACCUUCUUAGAGUUAACAUGAAAUUAGUCCCUCUGUAGGUUUAUAAUCAUUGACCAAUUGCAUACCAAAGUUUUGCUAGUUUUGAACAGAGCCUUGUAGGUAUUUAAGGAUUUACAUCUGUCUAGACUGUAAUGCUGUUUCCUACUCCUACUUCCAAAGAUAAAAACAAACAUAACUUUUGAAUAGACCAAAUCAUGUUACUGUAGAUGUAAAGCUAACACCACUAUAAAUCACUACAGCUUUUUAUAAAUAAAACUGGCUCCUAUUUUUCUUAACUUGUUUUUUUUUUUUUUAAGAAAUUAGUGUGCUGUUUACUGAAUCAAACCUUACUAGUCAGAUGUUCUUAUAGUUUUUUUGUACUGCCUAUUAGUAAACAAUUUUU
Molecule: messenger RNA, 3765 nt
Organism: Periophthalmus magnuspinnatus
Lineage: Eukaryota; Metazoa; Chordata; Actinopteri; Gobiiformes; Gobiidae
Gene: ehmt1a
Product: euchromatic histone-lysine N-methyltransferase 1a
Exons: 23
Coding region: 107-3070 (987 amino acids)
Cellular component (GO): nucleus
Molecular function (GO): p53 binding; zinc ion binding; histone methyltransferase activity
Source: RefSeq, a predicted model, not a curated record